CCCAGCUGGAGAAGUCCGAUUGAUUAUUUAGUGAUCCACCUUGAACUUGAUCCAAUUCCAAAUGCGUUUUCGUUUUUCAAAAGGACGGGACAUCUUGAUCUUCAAGGUAGUUCAUGGUUGUUUUCCUGCAUGUUCGGCGAGAGUUUUAACUGAUGUAGGGCCGCGUUUUUUCUGAUCUAACUAUCUUGUUUCAACAACCGGCACCAACCUGCUUUGCUUCUUGGGGCGCCGUGAAGUAGAGUUUGAGUACUAAUAAACAAAGCAAAGUCUGCUCACCUCCGAGAAACAGAAACAACCAGGAUGCUCCCACUGCGGAAGAGGUCCUCGUGUGGCCUCACCCUUCGGCCAGCUGCCUCAAGACUCUCCUCAACGUUGCUUCUCCUGCUCAACAUGCAUUUCAAUUUUUACAACAACCAGACAGCCACCGCCGUGAUGCAAAUGCCGGAGUCUUUUGAGGCAAAUGCCGACUGGGAGAUCAAAGAACGGUGGCAACGCGCCAAACCGUACAUCAAGUGCCCCGUCUGCCAAAUCGUGGUCCGGCACAUGCUCGAGCAGGUGGAGGAGGAUAAACUCGACCCGAAAGACGAAGACAAAAUCUACGACUUUUUCGAUUCCGUCUGCGACACCAACGGAAUCGGCAAGUCGAAAAAGCCGGAGGACUUGCGGGCGGUUUUGGAGAGGGAAUUGCAGAAAGAGAAUGAGAAAAAGUUGCUAGAAGAAGCAGGGGGGGCUUCUGGAGGCGAAGAUGACCAAGAAGAAACGGCCGGAGUUCGUGCAGCGACCAGCGACAAAGACGCAACGAAGUGGAAAACCGAAGAAGAACUGACCGUGGCGUUUCAAAAUUUGCAAAACACGAUGAAAAUCGGUUCUCUCAGUGGAAAUUUGAUGGACAGCGGCAAUAAAGAUAGCGGGAAUACAGGAGAGCAGGACACUACUGGUAAUGCCAAGAAAACGGGGAUGAAAAAAGAUCUAUUCACAGGAAAUUUCUCGUACACGUACAGAUGCGGUCUAUGCAUGACAAAACUUGGCCGCUUCGAUGCUAGUUUAGAAUGACAAGUUUUACGCUCCAAAUUGAUGAUGAAAUUUGUGAUGCAUGUUGUGCAUCAUGUACGGGAAAUUUGUAUUGCAUAAGAUCUCGACGAUGACUACUUCCAAAACGACCCGGAUGACCUUUUCGGGCGCUACCUGAUCCUCGAAGUACCCGGUGCGGACUUCGACCUCGCAAAUCCGAACUAUGGCGUUCUCAAACGUUACACUCUCAACUGCUACGUGAAUUUGUAAUGCAAGCAUGGCAAAAAUGCAAGGGUGAAGAUUGCGCCUUUUGCAUUACAGGUUCGGCACAGAUAUAGAUACUGUUUAGCCGUUUGUAAAUUUGUCAUGCGAAGCAGCUUGAUGAUAGUGAUACUGAUGAGAGUUUUGCAUGACAAAUCAUGUAACAGUUGAAAAUGUAACGUUUGAGAACGCCAUACGAACCUCGACGAGCAUGUGACCGACGGCCGCAGCACGAGCAAGGCCAUAUCGUACGCAAAUAGUGUUUCACUGUAAGGAUUUUGCAAGUUCUGCAUCACAAGUUUGCUCUACAUCACAGAGAAAAUUUGCCAUGCUAGAUUCCUAAGGGAAAAGACAGCUAAAAAUCCACUGUCUUGCAGCAUGUGUAGCAAGACAAACACUUCUCAGAUGCAGUUUCUGCAUUAGAAGUUCACAGUGAAACAGUUUUUUCUUGCGAUAGGUCACCAACACCAUGCAAUCAAUCGAGUUCCGGCAACCGCACAAGAAGCACAAGAAAAACGCCCCGAAGUACUUCUACAAGGUCAUCCGGAGAACACAGGGCAACGACCCGGAGAUUGAAGAGCGGAAACUGAUGAUGAAAAAGAUGAACGAGACAGACAGUGAGGGGUACAAAGUUCCGAUCGGCCAAGGAAACAAAUUUUGGCAGAAACACGCAAUGGCCGAGGUGUGCACGGAAUCGGUAUGCAAUGCAAAAGUAUUGUCGCGCUCUCAGCAAAAAAAUUUGCAAGGCGGAGGCAAUUUGUUUGUUUACAGAAAACUUCAGCUUAUCAUGCGGAUGUGAGGUCAAACUCAAAUUCAGAUAGCACAUCUGUCGUGUUUAACUGCUAAUGCUAUCAGUACGAGUACGAGAGCGAUACUUUUGCGCUGCAUAAUCGGUCAGGUCCAACGACGACAACCUGAAGGACGUCUUGCGAAUGUACAGUUACGACGGGAUCAGUCUGAAAAAGCGCCGGGCGCGGCAGAUGCUUAUGGAAAAGUUCCACGAGAUUCUGUAUCCAUAGGAAAUUUCCCGUACACGACGUACAACUGCUGUCUCUGCAUGACAAAACUUUCCCUCAAUCUUAGACAGCAUGAGCAUGACAAGUUUGACGCUCCAACUUUGCGAGCAGAUCGUUAUUUGUCAUGCAUUUUCGUACAUGUUGUACGGUAAAGUUGUGUUGCAUAUUCUGGGGUACGAGUUUACAGAGGAGCCGAUCGAAAUAAUCCCGCAGAACGACUAUCAAUUGCAAAAAUGUUUCGGUCUGGAAGUUGGUAACUUGUCAUGGUAAAUCUGAAGCAUACAAAAAUCUGUGCUGCAUGAGUGCCAAAAGCUGUCCACUUUCGACCAAGUUGGGAGGGAGUUUCUCAUGCAGGAUAGGCAUGGCGGAGACCUCGCAGAUGAGUCUGUCAUGCUAAGUCCCGCACUCCAGACCUCGUGGGUAAUGGAAAAUCUGCAUGACAAGUUUACACUCUUCCAGACCCAGACAUUUUUGCACUCGAUAACGACGUCGACCUGACAAAGGAUCCUCUGGUACGAGGGCAUUUACUCAACGAGGAGGAGAAAAACCGGAGCAAAGUAUCGAGUGCAAAUAUGUCUGGGUCUUGAAAGUUGUGAUGCAUGUCAGUGAAUUAUAGGAAGCGCCCUUUCAUGCACCGCCAAGCAUGCCAGAUUUUUCCGUUGCAACACUGUUUUGCGUCAUCUGUAUGAGAAGCAGCGUUUUCGUAUGACAGACAUGACGUCGCGCUCUUGCUGGCCACGCAAUACAGAGCUCAGUGUCAUGCCAGAUUAGCAUAACAAAUCUCGCAUUCUUCCAGACGAUCCAGACAUCACAUUUGCAACGCAUACAAAGUUAUCAAAUGUAAAAAUGUCUGGGUCUGGAAGAUUGCAACUUGUCACGCUAAAUCUGCAGCGUGCAAAAAUCUGUGUUGCAUGAUUACCAAAAGUCGUCUAGUUUUGACCAAUAAGUCGGGAGGUAGUUUCUCAUGCAGGAUGGGCAUUAGAAAGGUCUCGCAGAAUCUGUCAUGCUAGGUCCUGCAUCCCAGACCUCAUGGGUCAUGGAAAAGCAGCAUGACAAAUCGCGAAUUCUUCCAGACCCAGACAUUUUUACACUUGAUAAAAGUGAGACAAGCCGACUUGGAGAAGCGGGUGCUCACCAUAUCAAAAGGAAAAAUCCCCCCUCCCCAUAUCAAAACGGAAAUCUGUGAUGCAGAUUUGUUGUCACAAAUCAGCUUUGUCAUGCUACACGGGAAAAGAUGCGGACUGUAGUGCUGGGUGGCGUGGGGGGGCCUUGCAUCUUCAGCAUGAUAGGAGGCAGCUGAGAGUGGGAAACAGCAUGACAAAUUGCUUGCGAAAGGGACCACGACCGCGGCUCUUGGCCUUCUAGCAUGACAAGUCGAUUUGGUGCCUCAAAUCCUGCAUCACAGAUUUCCAUUUCGAUAUGGGGAGGGGGGAUUUUUCCGUUUGAUACACCAUUGGCCAGGUCUCCCGGGCGUUCUGCAUGGUCACGGACGUGUGCCCAUUGAUGGGCGAUAAUAUGGCGGAAAUCCGGUUUCGAAGCUUGCGGGAUGAAUAUCCACAGAAAAAAGCCCAUCCACAUCCAAUUUGUCCGGCAACAAAGCACGCAUGAAGCCACGUGGUUGUCAUGCAAAAAAUGGACGUGGAUGGUUUUUUUUCUGUGGAUAAUGAACUGUGAUGCUGUUGACUACAAUCGAGGGUAAUCGUUGUAACGAGCAGAUUUCGUAGCGGAUCAGUGAGGGACGACAUGUUUUGGCGCUUCUUUCCAAAAUGAAUUUAUAGAGACGCGGCUGAAUCCAAGAUCUUCAGAUAGAGAAGUUGUUGACCACCGAGACGGAAGUUUAAAUGGCAACAAAAAAUCGCUUUUGUUUGUCAAUGCUAUCGUUUUUUGCUCGAGAAACCUUUUUUGACUUGAC
Molecule: messenger RNA, 4200 nt
Organism: Amoebophrya sp. A120
Lineage: Eukaryota; Dinophyceae; Syndiniales; Amoebophryaceae
Source: the annotation of a GenBank genome assembly